Ochotona princeps (American pika) is the source of this 675-nucleotide messenger RNA. It is a transcript of the gene FAAP20, whose product is annotated as FA core complex associated protein 20. The record is from RefSeq and is a predicted model, not a curated record. Gene Ontology annotation, biological process: DNA damage response. Gene Ontology annotation, molecular function: ubiquitin binding; K63-linked polyubiquitin modification-dependent protein binding. The transcript has 4 exons. Bases 1 to 537 code for a protein of 178 amino acids. NCBI's taxonomy places the organism in Eukaryota, Metazoa, Chordata, Mammalia, Lagomorpha, Ochotonidae.
AUGGAGGCGGCGAAGAGGCCGCGGUUGAGGCUGAGCCGCCGGAAGCCGCCCUCGGAGGAUGGGGCCCCACCCCUGCUGACGUCGCCCGCCCUCUCCCGCUCCGCCCCCAGGGCCCCCGCCCCGCCCCCUGGCCGUCCCGGGCCCCCGGCGGGCAGCGAGGACGCGCCGUGGACGGAGCUGCUGCGGACGGCGGGUGCCGAGCUGCGCGUGGACGGCGAGGUGCCGCCUCUGCCCGCCUUCCCCGGCCAGGAGCCGGGCCCGGAGCCCGCGGCGCCCCUCGAGGCCUUCACCGUCGGAUCCCAGACCUUCUCCUGGCCGCCCUUUCCGCAGGCCGCGGGACGCCCGGGCGCAGGGGAGCGCCUGGGGACCCCCACCCGGUCCCCGCGGCCCGAGACCCCGAGCAGGCUGCCGGAGGCGCCGGCCCUGCCGAGCUGCCCCAUGUGCCAGGAGGAGUUCGGCCCCGAGCUGGUGCAGCUGGACAUCGACAGCCACCUGGCGCAGUGCCUGGCGGAGAGUGCAGAGGACGUGUUUUGGUGACUGCGGGCGCCCAGCCCCUUCUGCCUGUGUGUCUGGGUGGGGCAGUGUCCGGGCCCGCGCAUGUCCCACCACGGCGCAGGAGGGGCUCCCCGGGGGACCCCACAAGGAUCCCCCAGUGCCAGUAGUCGUGUGGGGCAC